Drosophila ananassae is the source of this 1847-nucleotide messenger RNA. RefSeq lists its product as uncharacterized. The transcript is spliced from 2 exons. Lineage: Eukaryota; Metazoa; Arthropoda; Insecta; Diptera; Drosophilidae. The record is from RefSeq and is a predicted model, not a curated record. Bases 153 to 1766 code for a protein of 537 amino acids.
GUGUUACAAAAAAAACAAAAACAUCAUUCGUAUGUUCCACCAAAAAAAAACAACUUUUGUCGAGUCGUCGAAAUUCCUUGUUGGCCGUCGUCGAAUGUAAUCCGUGUGGAGUCAGCUGCGGAUUCCUUUUUCGAUUCCUGUUUCUGGGCAGGAUGCAGGGCAAGCGAGACAUUUGCGCGUGCCGGUCGACCAGCGAGCCCCCCUUCUUCCGGGCUCGGUGCUCGGUGCGGCCACCAACGGCUUUGGAGGAUAGAGCGCCGACCAACUUCGUGCCAUGGCCGCCCUCUCGUCCCUCGGUCGUCACCUUCUGCCAGGUUCCCUACUACAAUUAUCGAAUGCCUCCAGCUUCCGCCCCUUCUGCUAUGCCCCCGGGCGAGGACCGGCGGGGCUCGGAUCGGCGGGGCUCGGACCCGAGUGGUCCGUACUCUCCCAUGAAAGGCCACCAAGAUCAAAAUCGGGAAUCCUACGGGUGCAUGCGAACGCCUGGAUGUUCUGUUGCGGAGUCCGGAAAGAGUCAAAUGGGCCCCCGGCCACAGUACUCAUGUGGCCCAAGUGUCCAGCAAGAAGACAGUUGCUCUUGUGAACCAGAAGAGGAAUGUCCGGAGCCGGAAGAACCUCAGGGCUGCUGUCCCCAGCCGUGCGAGGAACCGAAACCGAAGAAAUGCCGCCGGAGAAGGAAGCCUCGAUGCUGCUAUGUGAUCACCCACGAACAGGGCGUCCAAACCGACGACGCUGAGUCCGAGACCAAAGAGUCGCAAACACUGGAGCCAGAAAUCAUCGAGGUCAGGGAGAUCACAGUGCAGGAGACGGAGGUGACGCACCGGACCGGAGAGAAGGAGAUCGAGGUCACGGAGGAGAAGCAGGUGACCCAAGUACCCAAGUUUCCAGCCAGCGGACAAUUCAUAACCGAGGUCCAAAAGAAAACGAAGGCCGGUAAGGUUCUUAAAUCCGGAGAGGGUAAUGUCACUGAGUCCGGGAAUUCGAAGACCCGUGUCGAAGAUGCCAAAGGUACGGCUGCCAUUGUGGCUACUACGGAUACCGUCCUGGACUCCUUGAACCCCACCCUAGAGCCCAAUGUGGUGGAGUCCUUGAAGUUCGGGCUGCGUGCCAAAGCGAGUUCCAUCCCCCCGUCCGCCGCCACCAGCCCAAUUCGCAGAAGGAGCCACAGUUUUCUGAACAACCAGAAAGUAGUCCGCCCCAAGGACUAUCCCGACAUGAAGAGGGUAAAGGUGACCUCAGGCACGACGUCCCACCUCACCACCGGUCCUCGUAAAAACUCCGUCACUUUGCCCCAGCGCCGUCCAUCCGAGACCCGACGUAGCCGCCCCUCCGCAGGCUCCCAACACAUGAUCCUGGUCUCCGCUGACGCGCCCCGCGCCCCCAGACGCGACGAAUUUUCACCUGACCGUCAGAGUACCUUGCAGGUGGUGACCACGAAAAGAAAGGAGGCGGCCAUGAUGCUUCCGGACUCAGAGGGGAAGCUGCAGGAGAUGUCGGCAGUUCUGGAGAGCAAGGUCACCGAGUUGCACGUGAGGAAAGAUGACAAGUCAAAGCGCAAGCGUCCCGAUACCAAAAUGAAAUACGGAUAUCCCUCCAAUGACCUGGUUACCCGGAUGGAGCGGCCUCCCCGGCGGAACCACUGCUGCCUCCCGUACGGGGGCUGCCCCUACAGCUGCUCCUACAGCUCCUACUACAAUCCCUGCAGCAGGUGUGACCCCAUCUAUGGCUUCGGAGGGCACUGCGCUCAAUGCUUUGGCUAUCCCUAAAUUCUGUGUGUUGGUGCAAUAGUGAGCAAUAGUAACCAAUAAAUCCCAUGCCACUCCCCUUUCCCGCAAAGGGGAACACCA